Messenger RNA from Macrobrachium nipponense, 2492 nucleotides. RefSeq names its product putative pre-mRNA-splicing factor ATP-dependent RNA helicase PRP1 (gene Dhx15). Bases 17 to 1813 code for a protein of 598 amino acids. Gene Ontology annotation, cellular component: spliceosomal complex; intracellular anatomical structure. NCBI's taxonomy places the organism in Eukaryota, Metazoa, Arthropoda, Malacostraca, Decapoda, Palaemonidae. The transcript is spliced from 11 exons. Gene Ontology annotation, molecular function: RNA binding; helicase activity. The record is from RefSeq and is a predicted model, not a curated record.
UUGUUUCUUUCAGGAAAUGGAUGUUGCUUUGGGUCAAGAAGUAGGGUAUUCUAUUCGUUUCGAAGAUUGCUCGUCUUCAAAAACUGUUCUAAAAUACAUGACUGAUGGUAUGUUGCUGAGAGAAGCCAUGAGUGAUCCUAUGUUGGAAAUAUAUCAGGUCAUCUUGCUUGAUGAGGCUCACGAGCGUACUUUGGCAACAGACAUACUUAUGGGUGUGUUGAAGGAAGUGCUUAAGCAAAGAUCUGAUUUGAAACUGGUUGUUAUGUCAGCUACACUAGAUGCCGGAAAGUUCCAACACUAUUUUGAUAAAGCUCCCCUUUUGAAUGUACCAGGACGUACCCAUCCUGUAGAGAUCUUUUAUACUCCAGAGCCUGAGAGAGACUACCUUGAAGCUGCCAUUAGAACAGUAAUUCAGAUUCAUAUAUGUGAAGAAAUUCCUGGUGAUGUCUUGUUGUUCUUGACUGGUCAAGAGGAGAUUGAAGAAGCAUGUAAGCGCAUUAAACGUGAAGUUGACGCAUUGGGUCCAGAUGUUGGGGAUUUGAAGUGCAUUCCCCUAUACUCAACAUUACCCCCAAAUUUGCAACAACGCAUUUUUGAGCCACCACCCGCUAAUAAACCCAAUGGAGCUAUUGGUCGGAAAGUAGUAGUGUCAACCAAUAUAGCUGAAACUUCGUUAACAAUUGAUGGAGUUGUUUUUGUAAUUGAUCCUGGUUUCGCAAAACAAAAGGUUUAUAACCCUCGAAUUCGAGUGGAGAGUUUGUUAGUGUCUCCUAUAAGUAAGGCAUCAGCACAACAGAGGGCCGGCCGAGCAGGACGAACCAGGCCCGGAAAAUGUUUCCGUCUCUACACUGAAAAAGCCUUCAAAAAUGAAAUGCAGAUCAUCACAUUUACUGUUCUAGACAGUAAAGGACAACACUACCCUGAGAUCUUGAGAUCUAAUUUGGGUUCAGUGGUAUUGCAGUUGAAAAAGUUGGGAAUAGAUGACCUUGUUCAUUUUGAUUUCAUGGAUCCACCUGCACCUGAGACGUUAAUGAGAGCUUUGGAGCUGCUGAAUUAUCUUGCUGCAUUAGAUGAUGAUGGUAAUUUGACAGAACUUGGGGCAAUUAUGGCAGAAUUUCCUCUUGAUCCACAGUUAGCCAAAAUGGUGAUAGCGUCGUGUGACUUCAACUGUUCAAAUGAGAUCCUGUCUGUAACUGCUAUGCUUUCAGUACCCCAGUGCUUUGUUCGCCCAAAUGAGGCCAAGAAAGCAGCAGAUGAGGCCAAGAUGAGAUUCGCGCACAUUGAUGGUGAUCACCUUACAUUACUCAACGUCUACCAUGCCUUCAAGCAGAAUAUGGAGGAUGUGCAGUGGUGUUACGACAACUUUGUCAAUUAUCGGUCCUUGAAAUCUGCUGACAACGUGCGCCAACAGUUAUCCCGUAUAAUGGAUCGUUUCAGUCUAAAGCGUACAUCAACAGACUUCAACUCUCGGGAUUACUACAUGAACAUCAGGAAAGCGUUGGUGGCUGGAUUUUUCAUGCAGAUUGCCCAUUUGGAGAGAACAGGUCACUACAUGACCAUCAAAGAUAAUCAAGUUGUACAGCUUCAUCCAUCUACCUGCCUAGACCACAAGCCAGAAUGGGUUCUCUACAAUGAAUUCGUUUUGACCACAAAGAAUUACAUCCGAACUGUGACAGACAUAAAGCCUGAAUGGCUCAUCAAGAUUGCACCAAAUUACUAUGACAUGCAGAACUUCCCCCAGUGUGAGGCCCGUCGUCAGCUUGAAAAUAUAAUUGCUCGAGUAGAAUCAAGACAAUAUAGAGAAGGAUUUUAGAUAAAACACAUAAUCAUGUAUGACUGAUGAUAAUUUAUAAGGUGAUAGAGUAUGUUACAAAUUCAUAGCAGUAUGAGUGUAGUGUAAAUGUUAUAUUUUCAGUUACUUGUAAUAACAGUCUGCUAGCGUUGAAGGAAUUAAAUUUAUUGACUAUGGUAGUAGCAGUACCCGUUACAACUUGGUCACAGUAUUAGAUGUCUGACUGCUUUCUGUUUGGAAGCAUGCUGUGCGAGUGUGAAGUUCUCUUGUUAAUGUGAGAGCACCAGCAUCAGUUCAUAGUUUGAAUGUACAAACACUUAUAUGAGUGGUUACACCCUCACCUUUAAAUCCAUUUGAUGUCUUGCCCUUUUUUUUUUUUUUUUUCCUUUUUUUUUCUUUUUUUCUUUUACUUGAGUUUCUCGUGUAAUAUAUUCCACUGAAAGACUAGUUGGCAGGUUGUUCAUGUGAAAUACAUUCUUAAAUUAGACAGAUCUACCAUCAAAUUAAAGUGAACAAACAUUGUUGAAAUGAUCAAUCUGGUAAUUUAAAAGUUGUUGGAAGCCUCUCUCUCCAAGGAAAAUCUUCAUGUUACAUCUGUUGAGUGUGUGCUUGUUCUCAUUAAAAUUAGAGGUUUGUAAGGAUCUAUUCAAGUCCAUUAAGGCAAGCCUCUUAGAAAAACGUGAAAUUGGGUCGAGGUUUG